Molecule: messenger RNA, 1031 nt
Organism: Miniopterus natalensis
Lineage: Eukaryota; Metazoa; Chordata; Mammalia; Chiroptera; Miniopteridae
Source: RefSeq, a predicted model, not a curated record
UGCUGAACCUUGCCUACCCCACAGGGAUCCAUGAUGCCGAGCUAUGACCGUUCGUGUGGCUGUGGCCGGGGCCCCAAUGUGGAAGACGGCAAGUGGUAUGGGGUCCGCUCCUAUUUGCACCUCUUCUAUGAGGACUGCGCAGGUACUGCCCUCAGCGAUGACCCUGAGGGGCCUCCUGUUCUGUGUCCCCGUCGACCUUGGCCCUCACUGUGCUGGAAGGUCAGCCUGUCCUCGGGGACCCUGCUUCUGCUGCUGGGUGUGGCAGCCCUGACCACUGGCUAUGCUGUGCCCCCCAAGCUGGAGGGCAUUGGAGAGGGCGAGUUCCUGGUAUUGGAUCAGCGGGCAGCUGACUACAACCAGGCUCUGGGCACCUGCCGCCUGGCAGGCACUGUACUCUGUGUGGCAGCUGGGGUCUUGCUGGCCAUCUGCCUGCUCUGGGCCAUGACCGGCUGGCUGAGCCAGGGCACCAAGGCAGAACCUUUGGAUACCGAAGCUGACAGCCAUGUGGAGGUCUUCAGGGAUGAGUCAGAGCAGCAGCUCUCCCCCAUCUUUCGUGAUGCCAAUGGCCAGUCUUGGUUCUCGCCACCCGACAGCCCUUUUGGACAAUCCUCCGUGCAGACCAUCCAGCCAAAGCGGGACUCUUGAGGGGCCCACAUGGCUAGAGGAGGCAUCAGACCCAGAGUCUGGACUCCUCCUCAGCAUACCCCACCGCUCCCAUUGUCUCCUUAACUUCUUUCUUUUAUCAGGGACCCUUCUGUCUAAGCAGCCAGAAGGCUCAACUCCAGAUCAGAAAGCCUGGAGCUCACAUCCCCAUGCCCAUUCCCAGGGGAUAGGGAGGGCCCAACUUAUCCAAGAUGCCAAUCUUCCCCUAGUCCACUCAAAACUUCUCGCCCACUCCUCCUUCCCCAGGCUCUUCAGGGGCAGAAAGUAUCUCCCUCAACCCAUCCCCACUCUUUUCUCUAUGUGGCCAAGCCCCUUACCCUUUUAGACCACCAGCUCCUGCCUCUGUAUUAAAAGGGGUUUGGACCAGA